Molecule: messenger RNA, 1127 nt
Organism: Trachemys scripta elegans
Lineage: Eukaryota; Metazoa; Chordata; Testudines; Emydidae
Product: claudin-4-like
Exons: 4
Coding region: 339-983 (214 amino acids)
Biological process (GO): cell adhesion; bicellular tight junction assembly
Cellular component (GO): bicellular tight junction; plasma membrane
Molecular function (GO): structural molecule activity
Source: RefSeq, a predicted model, not a curated record
AGGCCUGGUUGCCCGAAUGAAACAACAUCACGAGGAGUGUUUAUUCUCGGGAGGAAGCUGCGUUGAAGAUGCUGAAAGGAACAUCUCUGAACAUGUAGGAUCUUCAGGAGCUGGGCUGCCAGAUCCUCUCCCUUCCAGAACACACAGACGCUCUGUUGUUGAGUAUCUCAUGAGGGUCCUUCUUCAACAGCAGGUUUUGAAUAGUGGACAGUAAAUAAGGCGCUGGGCCACACCUUAAAUGAUGAAGAUCAAUUUUGAAGCACUUUGAGGAGAGGAAAGUGAUCAGGAACCAUCAACAUGGAUUCACCCAGGGUGAGAGCCUGACUUGCCCGUAAGCCAUGACGGUGAUGGCUGUGCAGAUGGGGGGCCUGGCCCUGUCGGUGCUGGGCUGGCUGGGCACCAUCCUGACUUGUGCGCUGCCCAUGUGGAAGGUGACGGCCUUCAUUGGCUCCAACAUCAUCGUGGCCCAGGUGUUCUGGGAGGGGCUGUGGAUGAACUGUGUGUACGAGAGCACAGGCCAAAUGCAGUGCAAGGUCUACGACUCGCUGCUGGACCUCUCCUCGGACCUCCAGGCAGCCCGAGCCCUAGUUGUGGUCUCCAUUGUGGUGUCCUUCCUUGCCCUCCUUAUUGCCAUCUUUGGGGCCGAGUGCACCAGGUGCGUCGAUGACAAGGGGGCCAAGGCCAAGAUCUCCAUCACCGCCGGGGCUGUCUUCAUUCUAGCUGGGAUUGGUCUGCUCAUCCCUGUGUCCUGGUCGGCCAACACCAUCAUCAGCAACUUCUACAACCCCAUGGUGCCAGAGGCUUUAAAGAGGGAGCUGGGGGCUUCCCUCUAUGUGGGCUGGGCCGCAAGUGCCCUCUUGGUGUUUGGGGGGGCCAUAUUGUGCUGCUCCUGCCCCCCCAGCCAAGAUGCGCCAUACCCCAUGAAGUAUAAAGUGGUGAAGCACUCCAGCCUGGGGAGCUAUGCCCUUAAGAACUAUGUGUGAGGAGCCCUGCCUUGCCCUCCCUGGAGACCCCCGUCUCGCCCCAUCCCAUCCCACGUGUUCGCAGGGGCCCCUUUACAGCCAUCCAAACAGAUGUUGGCUUCAAGCCGAAGUGUGUGAAAUUUGUAGGGGUUCCUCUCCCAGUCC